Molecule: messenger RNA, 1431 nt
Organism: Tauraco erythrolophus (red-crested turaco)
Lineage: Eukaryota; Metazoa; Chordata; Aves; Musophagiformes; Musophagidae
Gene: ZC2HC1C
Product: zinc finger C2HC-type containing 1C
Source: RefSeq, a predicted model, not a curated record
CUGGACCACCAGAAGAGCAACUUUCAGCAUGCACUUAUACCUUACAAAGAGGAACAUUUAAAGGAUCUCCAUGACGAAAAGAGCCGGAGCUAUUUGUAUUGUCUUUCUGCAGAAAACAGUCGAUACAGCUCCAGGUGUGGAGACUCCUGUUCAGCUGGACUGCAGAGCAAGUAUGUCACCAGUCAGACCAAGAUUCUGCCAGCUAAAUCAGUAGCCUGUCGGAAAGCAGGAGUGGACCGUGCAUAUCCCCUGAAACCAAUUUCUCACCACCAGAGUGUGAGUGUUCAAGAGUUCAACACAGCACAGGUUGGAAGUUCCCCAUACAUGGAGGAAGCUCCAAAUAAUAGGCCUAGCUCAGUAAGCAAAGAGAAGCCUCCAGCAGGGAGGUCUCAGCUAGCUGCAGGGCUCUCCCCUUGGACAGCAGAGCCUAAACAGUCAGCCUCCGAUGUUUACAGGAGAGAGCUGGCCUACAUCCUAAAGCUGGAGGCAGAUGGACGGAACCUGGAACAGGAAAUUCGAAAGAAAGAGGCCCUCCUCAUAGAGAAGCUGAUGAGAACAAAGGAGGAGCUUAGGAGGAUUCAAAGAGAGAAGGAGCUUGUCAAGGCAGAGGAGAAAAGAAACAGACAAGUGGAGAGAAUCCAUGAGCAAAAGGCCACAAGGCACACUGAAGAGAAAUCUUUCACGGUUGCAGUCCGGCCAGGUGAUGGGGUCUCCGGUGGGGUGCAGUCUGCAGAGGCCACUAUCCCCAAGCCUGGCACCACUCUCCACCCCCGAGAGCUGGAUAUGAGGAAACUCAAGAAGGAGCAGCUGGUGGCCAGCAACGGCAAAAUUCGAGACCGCGUACCCAUGGAACUCUUAGCCUCUUGUUCAAAGCUGGCCCCAAAAUGUAGCCCUUCUCCCUCUGCCCUCUCAGACCGAGAUUCUGGUGACCACCCAUCCGCAGAGGUGCUGUACACGCAGGCUGCUAGUGCUGCACAGCAGGAGGAGCUCGGACAGUGCAGCUUCUGCGGACGUAAGUUUCUCUGCACCAGGCUUGAGAAGCACUCGAGAAUCUGUAGCAAGAGUCAAGGCUCCAAGAGGAAAGUGUUUGAUUCCAGCAAGGCCAGAGCUAGGGGCACAGGACUGGAAGAGUAUCAGCAGUGGAAGAGCUCAGAGAUGCCUCAGAAUAAGCGACCCAGAAAGAACAACUGGAGACAGAAGCACGAGAUUUUAAUCCAGACUCUGCGCCAGGCCCGCCAGAUGCAGCAAGUCCUCUCCAAGGGACGGAAGGUGUCUGACCUGCCCCCGUUGCCUCCCAUUGAAAACCCAGACUACGUUGCCUGCCCCUACUGCGGACGUCGAUUUGCUCCUCAAGCAGCUGAGAGACAUAUUCCCAAAUGCAAAACCAUCAAGAGCAGGCCCCCACCCCCACCACAGAGGAGACACUGCUGA